Molecule: messenger RNA, 10410 nt
Organism: Cadophora gregata
Lineage: Eukaryota; Fungi; Ascomycota; Leotiomycetes; Helotiales; Ploettnerulaceae
Exons: 1
Coding region: 1025-9856 (2943 amino acids)
Source: RefSeq, a predicted model, not a curated record
AGCAUGUAUGUAGGUUCGAUGUCCUUUUUGCAGAGAUAUGAAUCGUUUCUUGAACAAUAUGCGACUUGUAGAUAGAACUGCAGAGCAAAGAUCCUUCAUCUGUGACAGAGCUUCAGGUUUCGUUGACCAGAAUUUAAAUUGAGGCGGGCGCGUCCCAACAAGGGAGGAGAUCGCUGCUGCAGUCCGAACCUUCUCUCGUCAGCUCAUGCAGAGUUAUCGAAGCAGAGUUGAUGCAGGUUUCCCGCGUAUUUUUGGAUCUGAAGAUUCCAGUUUGACCAGUUAUUUGUUUGCUACACAAGUUUGAGAGGGCAAGCAAGCCAUCGACGAUCGUGUCCAGGGUGCUGGUGGUGCACCAAUGGAAGCGGGUCGGCUGCAGCCUUAUUCUUGAUUUACGUUUACUGUACCUAGGGUAUCGCCGCCUUGAUUCGAGAGCAUCGCAUUGCCUUCCCAAAGGUAAAUUGAAUAAUAUAUACCUACCUGAGUUGCCAUCUUCGCGAUAUCCACCGUCAACCUUUCUCUCGGCCACCAGCCCGGCCAACCGGUUCUUCCCUUCCUGUGCCUCGACUAGAAUAACGACGGCGGGCGUAUUAACAAAAGCUUCUUUCACUUCGAGCUUUAUCGGGCGCCCAACACCACAUCGCCAUCCCCGCAAUCAACCCUUCCGAGCCUUCCAACCACUCCAGCCUUUCGACGAUGACCCUAGCGGCACAGCCUCCUCACCCAACUAUCCCCUCCCGUACCUCGACUAGCAGUGAAGAGCUUUGCGAAUCACCGAGGGGCGCUGGUGAGCUAUGCUGAUCCGAGUACUCCGUAUCUCUCUGUUGGCGGUAUUUUCGGAAUUAAAGUGAGUUGAGCCGCUGGGUUCAGAUUAUUGCUUUCGGGAACAACAAGACCAUUUGCGCAUGGCAUCUUUUGUUGUCGUCCCAACUGCAGAAAAACGGCCUCCGAGGCUGGAGGAACACAUAUUCGACGCCGAAGAUAGGACAGACGCGCUGCGAAUGGCGUUCCGCGACCGAACGAUUUAAUGGCGCUCCUGAAUCCUACCUUUAUUUUCGGGGUGAUAGUGCUCGCAUACCUCUCCUCGUUCAUUCUAUUCGCCGUUCUUCGAAUUCUUACGGGCAUAUCCAUCCAGCGCAUCGGAUACUUUUCGUUGAGAAGACUGGCAUACACACCGAAAGAUGGCAUAAAGAUUGAGGUUCGGGGCUUGGGCGUGAACCUGCACCGGCCUACAUUUGCACAACCAACAUGGGUCAGCAUCGUGCUCACAGAAUUGGCGGUGACUGUAGACUUGCGGGCUGCAGAUGGGGAGAAAGGUGGCAGUCAUGAGGAGGACACUAAUGGGACCGUGGAGGGGGCAGAUGGUCCAGCAUGCGACUUCGAGCCAAAGAGGAAGCCGUUGUCGCGGACAACCAGCUUUGGCCACCCUCGAAGCAAGAGUUGGAAGACGCUCACGAGUAUAAAGGAACGCAUUAAACGUCUACACCGUAAUAUCAACUGGAUCCGCAUGGUUGACGUGGUGGCUACAAAUUCGUCUGUGACGGUUGUUGACGUGGGGCAGAUACAAGUUGGAAGCUUUACCAUGGCAGUAGACACUCGGCCGAAGAUGGUGGACCGCGGGAGGAUGUUCUCACAUCUUAAGUCUCCCAAGAAGGAGCAACGACCAGCAGAGUGGAUGAUCACGGUUCGAAGUGCUUUGUUCACCCCUGAAGGCAAAGAUUCUCUCGAAGUGCUCGAUCACGCGACCCUCAACAUACACGGACUGCUGUAUAAAGACUUGGAUGGGCUGCGAGAUGCUGCUAUCUCCCUCAAGUUGGGGAGAGUUCACAUACCAUAUGACGAUAUUAGUACCUGCAUGAACAGGUACAAAGGAUGCCGGCGGCUCUAUGUGCAAGAAACACCAGAUGUGGAGGAACUCUCCGUCACGGAUCUUAUUGAGGAACUUGAUAGGCCUGGCAGCCGGGAGGAAAAUCUUGUUCAGACAGUAUCAGAUUCCAAGGAGUUUGUGAGCUCUAUCCUUCGAGGCAUCAAGGAAGUCCAAUUUGCUGUUAGUUUCGUGGGGUUUACAAAGAAAAUCAACGCCGUACAACCCCAUGGCACCCCGAUCUAUCUGAAUGCUUCAAUGAAGGAGGUCGGUGUUGAUCUGCACCGAUUAGACCAGAAGUCUCCUGCACACCGGAUGUACUUUUCUUCAAAGGACGUAGCACAUCAAGCUUUGGUCGCUGCUCUAGCGAUUUCUGUUGGUGUAGAAGACGGCCAUGGGAAGUCAGAGAGGCUAGCAUAUAUUCCGAUGGCAACAACGACUGUACGGACAACUCUCCCUUCAAAAACAGUGGAAUUCGCCGCGGACAACAGUGCAGCUGAAAGGAAUGCCAACAUUCUUUUUGCAAACGUUGUCAUCACCUCACCUUCUGUUGACUUGGAUCCAAAGCAUUUGCCCCUGAUCCUGGCACUGUUACGCAAGAAUCAGAGACCAAGGAGUUCAACACGGUCUCAGAAGCACGUAGUUAUCUCGCGACUAUUGCCAAAAGCCAACGUCAAAUUCUCCAUGCAUGAGCCUGUCAUCCGAAUCGCUUUACCUCCCGUGGAGAAAACCGCAGCAGAAGAUGAUUUUGAUCUGAUUAUUUCGUCGAUAUCAUCAGUCUCCCUGGACAUAGAGUCUUCGCACUCCGCUGUUGGAGAACUCCAUUACAGUCUAGGUUCGACGUUGCGUGUACAAUCACACGACCUUUACUACCAGACAUCUUCUGGAGCCCACUUUGACUUGGUUCAAACAGAGUCUCUCGAGCUCAAAGUUCAGCUGAAUGCAAAUCCAGAAGUUCAUGUUGUCGCGACAGGAAAUCUUCAGACCUUUUCUAUAUAUAUGAUUCGACCCGAAAUCAGUGAUGGGGUACGCCAGAUUGUUCGCCAGUUGCGACUCAACGAAGCGCCCACCAAGAAGGCACACGCAAGAACCACUCGAGACCCAAACUUCAUCAGAGCACUGCCUCCUUGGCUCCUACAUUUCCAGUUGUCAGGCUCCGACUUUAGCGCUGAGGUGGCUGGCGUGGACGAAGAUAUCUCUGACGAUACGAGAGGUAUCGCAUUACAACUUGAGUCUUGGACAGCGGAUUACAAGGCUUUGAAAUUGGAUUCUUUGGAGAGAAAAUCCUCGCGGCGCCGAACAGGUAGUCGGUCGUUGACGCCUGAUCCAGAAUUCUUCCUGAACAUGCCUACGUCUCCACGCAGAAAGCAGCAGCAGCAUCCUACUGAUGGACGUCGCCUGGCUGUUCAUGUCCGUGGCCUAGAAGCUUUCAUUGUCGAAUCGACUGAUAAGUGGGAGCAUGAGCCAUUUGUUGCCAUGCCACGCUUCGAAGUUGCAGUGUCCACGUCCAGUGAUGCUCAAGGACCAGUAUUCCACGUUAACUCGCAUGUUCGACAGCUUCUCGUCCAGUACUCCUUGUAUCGACACUACGCUGUUGGAGUUGCCACAACCGUCCUUAGGAAGGCAUUUGUACGUACAAAAGCAGAUAGGGACGAAGAACGAGCCCGUAUAGCAUCAGCGGCUGUCUUUGAUAAUGAUCUCCUAUCACCGCUCAAGUCUCCCGAGGACUUCUACACCCGGGAUGCACCUGAGUACCCUUUCACUGCAAAAGAGUUGGUCACGGUCGACCUGAGGGCGACGCUGGUCCAAAUCAAAGCCCAAAUGCCUUCAGACCCUGCCAUAAUGUUGCAAAUAUAUGGUAUGGAAGCCGGACGACACAGGUGGUCACCGCCUUUUCUCCACUCCAAGCUUGCAAGGCUGUAUGCCGAAGCCCCAAGAAUUAAACGGGUCUGGGCGAGACUUGUCAGUAUCAAGGGCUUGCGAGCGGAUUUACGUGAAAGUCGGAGAAAACAUAGCAAUGGAGAAACCUUGGACGAGAAGCUUAUCGAUCUUAAUUCUGAAGCCAUCCGACUAGCGAUUCCACAUCAACUCGUCCUCCACAAAGUCUUCGACAAUUUUGUCAACACUCUCAAGGCUGUGCAGCAACUUCAUCAUCGCUUUGUCACUGGUACGAAUGAGUAUAUACUCAACAAGGGUCCGGAGGGGCCGAAGCAAUUACCGAAAAUAUCGAUACGUAGCAGAGCUCUCCUUUUUGAACUUGAGGAUGGCGCAUUCGAAUGGAAGCUUGGGACUAUCUACCGGACCGGAUUGGUAGAACAGGCACAGCGUAUCGCACGCGAUGUGGCGUUCAAAGUUAAGGCUAAGAAGAUCGAGGAUGAAGAAAUGAGGAAAGACUCCUCUCGAUUUCGCAAUAGAUCUGCUCACCCACGGGGUCGCAGUACCCACAAGGAUGCCCAGGCGCCGAAACGGAGUAAAAGUGAAGAUCAAAUUAUCCAUGAGAGUCAUCAUUCUAAAUCUCAUCGCGGCCGUACGCUGCGUUAUGAUCCUGAAGGUACAUGUGGAAUUAGUUCAUCUGCCAAAAUCUCAAUUGGCGAGGCGCAUGAGAAGCUGCAAAGACACAAUGCUCAGAGUUGGAAGCGGAGGAUUGACCGCAUCUACGGGUUGGCGAAGAGUGGCAUGAAGGACAUUCGAGGCAUCUUCUGGGGUCCUGAUGAACUGCCCGACGAGAUGGAGGAUUCUGAGAAUAUUCUCGAGGUCCCACAACGGCCGGCACUGAUGGCCACGCUGAUUAGUGACCUUCACAUCACUAUCGAAAAGCCCUCGUUUCCCAUGCACCAGCUGCCAGAUUUCAUUCAUCGCGUCGGAAAAGGGAUGCCUUAUGACAUGAAGUACUCGCUUUUAAUCCCUAUGCAUGUGCAGAUAGACAUGGGAGAAGCUCGUAUAACGCUGCGAGAUUAUCCACUGCCUCUUUUACAUGUUCCCGCCAUAAAGCCUGGACAAUCACCACGCCUUCCUGCUUGGUCUCUCAAGUCAGAUUUCGUUAUUGCUGAAGAGUUCCGCGGCUCAGAAUCAACGCGACACGUUAAGGUAGAUAUUGUCCCUGCAGUGAAGUGCCAACCUGGAAGCGCAAGGGCUGGUGGGUUCGCAAUUGACGUUCGGAGAACCGUUUCACCGGUCAAGUCAUACUCGGACAUCAAGGUGGACAUCAACACUGGGUUCCCAACAAGAAUUACGUGGGGUGCAUCAUACCAGCCAGCAAUUCAAGACAUGAUGAUGGUGAUCGAGACAUUCACCAAGCCUCAGGUGGACCCAUCUGAUAGAACUGGUUUCUGGGACAAGAUUAGACUCAGCUUCCACUCUCGUGUCAGUGUUGCAUGGAAAGGAGAUGGUGAUGUCCAUCUCAUGCUCAAAGGAACCCGCGAUCCCUACGUGGUUACUGGCAAUGGGGCAGGGUUUCUCAUGUGCUGGCGAAAUGACGUGCGUUGGAACAUUUGCCGCGAGGAGGACCCAAGAAAAUUCAUGACCGUGGACAGCGGCGAAUACAUUCUUGCAAUUCCGGAUUUCAGUCACCAAGCACGCAACAUAUCGAAACUCGAUCGCGAUAGCGACAGCAUGACUAGCGUCGACAGUUUCAAGCGAGGUGCAGCCUUCAAGAAAGUUGUUAUGAAACUCUCCGGAAAUGUUCAAUGGCUCGUUGGUUUAAUGUUUGAGAGAAAUCUACGGGAAGAAGGCAAACGAUCGUUUGAUUUCGAACCACAUUACAACGUCAUCUUGAAAGAAGCCCGUUUCGCACAGGCACCACCCGGCCUCGAGUAUGAUGCUUUCAGAGGCUUCCGCAGUCACCACAUUCACAUGUCAAUUGCUGUCAAAGCACCUGUCAAUCGUGAGUGGUCCGUAUCGAACCUGGAGAAAUCGAAUAGCUACAACACCGUACAUCUCACGCCUCGAUUCUUUUCUCACUUCUUCGCUUGGUGGUCAAUGUUUAAUGGUACAAUGUCACUCCCUAUUCGACAAGGAGCAUUAUGGCCAGGCAUUGAGAAGUCAAGUAAGAAAUUCGGCCGACAUCUUGCUACAAUCAAGUACAAUCUAUUAUUGGCGCCGCUCUUUAUUAGCCAUAUUUACAAGCAUAAGGAUGCCGAAGAUUACUCUGCGGACGUCGUCUCGGCCACUGGAUUGAAGAUGAGACUUGACAGUUUUAUGCUUGACAUGCAUCAGCGACGUGAAGAGUUUCCUACUCAUGAUAAGGGCCGCAAGACACAAGGAAAAACUACAGCUAUGAAGAUGCAUCAAGCACAACUCGACUUGCUUUCUGCCGAUAUUCGUGCCAUCACGGCUAGCAUUGCAGGUACUACACCUGAAGAUUUGCAGAAGGCCUCAGCCCCAACUCUCGUUUCUCAAUUGGAUACGCCCUCCACAGAUCUGUCACACUUCGAAAUUCCGGACAACGACUUCAGUUGGAUCGAUAUGGACGAUUUCGUCGAGUUGGAUUGGAUAUUACCCUCCGAGGCAAAUCCAGAAACUAAGAUCAUGCCGCUUGCAUAUGCUCCACGCUUCACUUAUUUCCGCCAGACCGACCACGGUGACACAAUUUCGGGUGACCCAGACAGGACCAGCCCAUUCGGACACGAACAGACACAUUUCUGUAUCAUGAGCAGAGAUGAUGAUCCUCGUCGCGUGCAAUGCCAUCUCAUCCAGACCCGCCUGGACCAACUGGAGAAACAGAUGGAAACCCAUAGCCAGGCAGUCGAAGAUGCUGAGCUUGAAUGUGUUCGGGAUGACACUAAUACUUCGCUUAGGGCUGACUUCGAACAGCUGAGCAAGCAUGGCACUUUCUUGCGAGACAAGAGACUCUUCUUGGAGUCUAUGCUUCGACGGAUGGCCAUGCGCAUUCACACGGACAAGAAGCGCGCAGUGCCUGAUGGAGAUGCAGAUGUCGACAGUGAUGGUGAAACCUCGUCACCCAAGCAUUACGAUGCAGCAGCGGAGGGAAUGGACACAAAUCCCGGAGCAGACUUCAUCAGCGAUUUCAACAAUCGAUUUGUUAUCCACAAUAUGCAGCUUAAGUGGAACAAUCUUUUGAGGAAUAUCAUUCUUCGCUACAUCCACCAAGUCAGCCAAAGGCGUGGCUUUGUCUACUAUCUGUCCAGACGCGCCGUCAAGUUCAUCCUUGAUAUCGUCGAUGAACAGAACAAGGCCAAGGUUGUCAAGCCGACUGUAACGCCGGAGACGGAUGAUUCUGAUAGGAGCCAUUCGCCAGAGGCCCCAAAUUGUGAACCUGGAUCCCGAGAUGUCGAAGAUCGCAUCAAUCAACUCCUGGCCGAUGGUAGAGACUUCGUCAACGCUGAUGAUCCCAAGGGUCCGAGAAAAGAGCCAGAGAAGAACCAAAGGGUCUCUUCGGAGAAUUUGCAUGCUGGAAUCGGACGAGAAUUUACACCACAGAACAGCUACCACCUACGGCUAAUAGCACCUCAAAUUCAACUUCAAAGCGAGAAAAACUCCAAAGCUGUGGUGCUCGUAACUGCCAAGGGCAUGGAAGGGAAGGUAGUUGAAGUCAUGGAUAAAGAUCGCAUCUUUGACGAUGUCAGUGGUCUUGUUCAGCGACGCUUUUCGGUGGAAAUGGAUAGCACCCAGUUUUUCGUUACUCAUCAGAAGUGGUUCUCAUCGCAACUGCUCUCAAUGUACUCUGGAAAUCAUUAUGGUGUCCCGGCUGGAUCUGUUUGGCCUCCAUGGGUACCCAUGGAAGUAAUGUUCGACUUCAAAGUUGAUCCUUUCGGCUUCAAGCGUAUUGUCCAGAAGACUUCCGCGACCUUGAUCUACGAGAAGUACAAUACCCUGCGACUUAAAUACAACGAUGAAAUCAGCAGUGAGGGAACCCAUGCCGCAGCUACAAGCAAGGUUGAAAAUCGAAUGGACCAUCUCUAUGUCGAGUUUCCACAGAUCUUCGCCAUCUGCAAUUCAGCACAGUAUUACGCUAUGUACAUCAUCGUUAUGGAUUUGCUUAUGUACAGUGAGCCACUGGAGAAAACAAGAAAUGAGCGUUUGGAGAAGAUCAUGCUUGCUUCUGACUUCAGUGAUCUGCGAGGUGCUCCCGAAAUGGUUAUACGCUUACAAGAACGGAUUCGACAGCUGGAAGAAAUUAAGACACAAUUCCAGAUCAAUUCAAAGUUCCUCGACAAGAAAGGCUGGGAAGAUAGACUUGCGUUGGAUAGAGAUCUGACAAGCUGUGAAGACGAACUGUUCUUCAUGAUGAAAGCAAUUACCUCAUCUCAAAGAAAGUACGAUGCUACCCAGACUAGCGGGCUGCUUAGAUGGAUCAUCUCAUCCGACCAAAUCGUUUGGCAUCUUAUCCGUGACAACAACGAGCCACUUAUGGAGUUCCAGCUUCAACACGCCGAAUACGAUAGAGUAGAUAACUCAGACGGAUCACACGCAAACAACAUGAGCAUCGGAAAGAUUAUUGGCCUCAAUCUUCUCCCAGAUGCAAUCUACCCCGAAAUGUUUGCUCCUUACUCAGACGCUGAACGUGGAGUCUUCAAUGAGGGCGAGAAUCACCAAAUGUUGAGUGUAAACUGGAAUAUGCUUGAGGCGAUCGCUGGAAUACCGGUCAUGGACCAUUUUGAAGUCAACCUUUUCCCCAUGAAGAUCCAGCUCGAACGAGAGGUUGGAAAACGACUUUUUGACUACAUGUUCCCUGGCACAAACGAUACAAAGAACAAAUCUCCGUUCAUGGUCAAGCAUAUGCAGCCAGUUGAAGACGGAGACGAGGAUGACGAUAACUCGAUGAAAACCAAUAGGCCUAGCACCGUGGCUGGAGACAAGUUUGAUGGGGAUUCCAGCAGGAGAGCGGGAUCAUUGGAACUUCGCCUUCGCCCAACAAUGCACUCAGAAGCCAGGCCUAGCACAGCUAUCAUACGCAAGAACAAGGCUUCCAGCCUUCAUGCACGAGAAGAAGGCCAUCAUUUUCGAAUAUUUCAAUCAAGCAGCAAGAAUUCUUCCAGCUCUCGCAACCUGAGCGCGAAAACCUUGGGCAAGAAGGCAUCAAUUGAGAGCUUACAAUCCAGUGUCAAUUCGCGACCAACUCUAGGGCGAUCAUCAACAAUCGCGUCUGGUCAUGAGAGCCAGUCAUCCAACGGUGACGUAAAGUCCAAGCGGUUCGGAAUUCAUCGUAGCUCAGGGAAAAAGGAAAAGCCAUCAGACGAUCUGACUGAGAUGAUGUCUCGAGCAUCCGAAUACAUGACCUUAGCACAUGUUAAGUUGACGAGUGUGGUGCUGUGUCUGAGUUAUAAAGGGAAGGGAGAGCGAAACAUUGAAGACGUGCACGAUUUCGUCUUCCGUCUUCCUGAAAUCGAGUAUCGCAAUAAAACUUGGUCAAAUCUUGACCUUGCGCUCGCACUCAAGAAGGAUGUCAUCCGUGCCCUGAUCUCCCAUACUGGUGCUAUCAUCGGGAACAAGUUCAGCAGACAUCGUCCUACUACCGCUCAACAACACCGGCUUCGAGAGCUUGCAACAAGUAGUAUGCUACUGAAUCCGUCAAGCCAGGACAACUCCCAUGAUAAUAGCGAUGCAAGCAGCAGUAUGUUUGGUACAAGUCCAAUUGCAAGAUCCGAUCGAUCCGAUCGAUCCAGGAGUCCUCGAAGAUCAUUUGCAUCGAGCAAUAACGGACAGCUGGACAGGACACCAAGCAAUUCUAGUAGUGUCCUUUCCAUCCAAUCGAGUGGUCGGUCACAGACCUUUCCGGCUUCGUUGAUGAUGACUCCGGCGAACAGAACCUAUGAUCGAUCAGAAAGUAUUGCAGACAGCGAAAAGACAGGCUCGAAGAGUACAAAGAGCAACGACGGAGGCUUUGUCGCUACUACUCUCAACCGUUUGAAGAAGAAGGAGCGAGAGAGCUCGUCAAGUCUGGGCGGAGGACAAGUAGACGACCAUGAGGAGAUGUCAAAGAAGAAGAAGGGUCUCAAGACGAUCCUGGGCGGGCUUAAUAAGCAUGGUAGUUGAUAUAAAGUUCUUUUGUAACAUAUACUUGGUGGCUGGGCAGUAGACCCAUUAUUUUAGGAAGGUUGUGUAGGAUUGAGGAAACGGAGGCAUAGCCUUUGAGGGAUAGAACAUGCAUGGGCGGCGUCUAGGAGCGACGAAAUUAUAGCGGGCUUCAUCUCGGUGUUUUUUAUGUUUGAUUAUAGUAUAUAGUUGAGAUGGUUGUUGAGACCGGGGAGGAAUAUGAAUGGCACACUAUUGAGUACAGGUGCGGAUUUGAUGCUCUCCUGCGACGUUGUAGCAAGACUUCGCAUUCCGAAGACGUAACAAGGGUUGGUCAGCAUCAAUUGAAGGCUAUCGCCUAACUACUGUACGAGCUUGUCCUAUCCAAAAUUAUCUCGAUUGUUUACAGGUCAUGUCACUGCCGAUCUCAGUGUAUGCCAAGAUGAGAUCCAGGUACAAUCUCUUUAGGACCUGCCUUAUCCGGCUAAAAAGCAACAUUGGCAGCUUCCUGUUCCGCGCUGAACUUCACGAUACCCCUCUUUCCCAAGCAUGACAUAUCUUAAUAUGCCGUCGAC